AUGUCAAUGCCCGAGUCCUGCUGUACCUGCGCAACUCUCCUUUCCGACGUCAAAAUUCCCUACGACCCAGAUUCCGAAAAAGCCCUCCUCCACAGUCGACGCCUCGAAUGCUGCUCCCGCCAAAUCUGCGCUCCAUGCCAGUAUAGAUAUCCUCGGUUCCGAUCAUAUUGUCCGUUCUGCCAGAUUUCAUCGGGUCCGUCGUCCCUACCCAAAGAUGGGCUACGAUUACCUCCCUCAUAUACCACAUCUACACAUACAUUGUCCCGCAGAAACAGAGCAGAGACUCCGCCCCCUUCAUACGACGACUCGAUCUCGGUAACUCCACGCCAUCGUAUGCUCUCUGAUCAACCCAGCGGCAACCCACCUCCAGACACCGAAGAUACCGUGCACUUCAUAUCGUCCGAAGACAAUCUGCAGUCUUUAUCACUAUCUUACAAAGUCCCCAUCCCCGUCCUGAGACAACACAAUAACCUAUACUCCGACUCGUUACUCGCUGCACGCAAAUGGAUAUUGAUUCCGAAAUCGCACUACGAGGGGCCAUCGCUCUCGACACCGCCGGACCCGGAAGAUGAGCAACGGAAACUCAAAUUGCGCAGGUGGAUGGUCGCGACGAAAUGCGCCGAGUAUAAUGUGGCAACGCUCUAUUUGAAGGGCAGUGAUUAUGAUUUGGACCUGGCUGUCGAAGCAUUCAGGGCUGAUGAGGAGUGGGAACGAAAUCAUCCAAUGAAGGGUAAGGGGAAAGAUACUGAGGCGGAAAGGCGGAGAGUAGGGCGCUUUGGAAGAGGAGGAAGUAUAUCCGGCCAACUGUCCUAA
Rhinocladiella mackenziei CBS 650.93 is the source of this 813-nucleotide messenger RNA. RefSeq lists its product as uncharacterized. The transcript has a single exon. The record is from RefSeq and is a predicted model, not a curated record. Bases 1 to 813 code for a protein of 270 amino acids. Lineage: Eukaryota; Fungi; Ascomycota; Eurotiomycetes; Chaetothyriales; Herpotrichiellaceae.